UUUAAAAAUACACUAGAGGACAGCAGAGUCAGGCUGAGACAGGCUAAGACAGAUAUAAUCAAUCCCUGAGCUCAAACUCUGAACUAGGAUCAACAAUCGAUCACCGAUCGUCGAAAUCCAUCACCGCAGGGAUGUCGGACGCAAAGCAAAUCAUGGCACAGAAAAGUGCUAAGAUUGCAGCUGGAGCUGUUGUGUGUGUUGAGAGUGAAAUAAGAGGAGAUGUGACCAUUGGUGCCAGGACAGUUGUCCACCCUAAAGCACGGAUCAUAGCAGAGGCAGGGCCUAUUAUCAUAGGAGAGGGCAAUCUAAUAGAAGAGCAGGCACUUAUUAUUAACAGUUAUCCAGAGAAUAUCAUGCCAGACACCGAGGGAGUUGAGCCAAAAACCAUGACAAUUGGGACCAAUAAUGUGUUCGAGGUUGGAUGUGUCUCUCAAGCUUUGAAAAUUGGAGACAACAAUGUGAUUGAGUCUAAAGCUGAUCUUGGGAGAAACGUGAUCCUGACCAGUGGAUGCAUCAUCGGUGCGUGCUGCCAGGUCAACACGUGUGAAGCCGUGCCGGAGAACACGGUGGUGUACGGCUCAAACUGCAUCAGGCGUGUGCAGAGCGAAAAGCCACAGCCUCAGACUCUGCAGCUCGACUUCCUCAUGAAGAUUCUGCCCAACUAUCACCACCUGAAGAAGACGGUCAAAGGAAACAGCACACCUGUCAGAAACUAAAGAUGCACCUGGAUCCAACUCAUCUUCCCUCAACUUGCACUUGUCUUGCACGUUAGUGUUAUCUCGUGAGUCUAGUAUAAUACCUCUGGCACUGAGAAAGACCAUCACGCAGUCUGCAUACGAGGAAAUCCAUCAUUCUUCAACGUGGUUUUACACUUUUGCUUUCAGAUCGACUAUUUAUUUGUGAUAUAUUUUGAAGCUCAAAUUGCAAAUUUGAUUUUGAUGUUGAUCAAUUACACUCAUAUAUAUUUAUAAUUGUUUAAGUAAAGACACAAACAUAUUGCAAUAAAG
Molecule: messenger RNA, 1007 nt
Organism: Larimichthys crocea (large yellow croaker)
Lineage: Eukaryota; Metazoa; Chordata; Actinopteri; Sciaenidae
Product: dynactin subunit 6
Exons: 7
Coding region: 132-716 (194 amino acids)
Biological process (GO): mitotic spindle organization
Cellular component (GO): dynactin complex
Molecular function (GO): dynein complex binding
Source: RefSeq, a predicted model, not a curated record